UCAAAAUGGAAAAUUUCGGUGAGGAUCGGGAUCCUCUUAAUAAGGAUGUUAAAUUUGAUGACAAGCCUGUUUCUGUCGAUUUCCAACGGCUUAUAGAACUGACAGAUUCCGAGAAAGGCCAGUCUCAUCUGCAAUGCCUUGUGAAGCACUGGGAAUACAAGAGGGGCAGUUCUAUUCAGGUUCUUGAGGAAGAGCUUGAUCUUCUCUGCCAACAGAGGAAAGAGAUUGAACAAAGAAUUGUACAGAAGAGGCAACAAAUCUUGGAGCGGCGACGAAUCCAUGAUGAGAGUUGUGACACUGUGAAGGGGCGAUUACCGGUACUAGAUGGAGGGAAGAUCACCCAAUCUCAUGAUCAAGAGCUUAAAACAGAUGCAGAGCACGACAGUAUUUCGUAUUGGAAAGAGAGGGCAAUGCAGUUAGAGGAAACACUUUUCAAGAGCAUAAAUUAUAUGCAGAGUGUGACAUUAUUUCGUUUUGGAAAGAGAGGGUGAUGCAAUUAGAAGAAAAACUCCAGGCAUGCCUUCAAAGGGAGAGCUCAUUGGUUGAAAAACCAGAGGGAGGAACAAGGAAUCCACUAUCACGCACACAAAUGGAUGAACUCUCUGGACUGUUAAAGCGUGCUGAUUUUUUCUUGCACUUGAUUCUUCAAAGUGCUCUUAUUGUUAUUGCUCAUCAGGAUUCUGAUUUGCGGUACCGUUUCAUAUUUAAUCACUAUCCAACACUUGCUGAUGAGGGGCAAAGCUACGUUAGGAUUAGGGGGUGCAAAUGCACCCACAACAAAGAUGCAAAACAGUGAUUAAGGUCAAUUUUUCACCAUAUAUGCACCCAUGACAUUUCAACUCUAUGCACCCACAAGGCAAGCGCACCCCCCUCUAAUUUGUUCUAGCUUCGCCACUGCUUUUAUGUGCUAUAUUCCACUACUAGA
Messenger RNA from Setaria italica (foxtail millet), 925 nucleotides. Its product is annotated as probable histidine kinase 1. The record is from RefSeq and is a predicted model, not a curated record. The coding region runs from base 491 to 796 and encodes 101 amino acids. Lineage: Eukaryota; Viridiplantae; Streptophyta; Magnoliopsida; Poales; Poaceae. The transcript is spliced from 3 exons.